AUGAACACUACCGAGAUCUCCGAUCACGUUGUUACCCUCGUUAACGCUGCGGGCGAACAAUUCCACAAGAUCCCCGGCUCCGCGAUAUUCCUGCGCUACGUGAAGUCUAGCUACCAAAAUGAUCCCGUUCGAUCGGCGGUGGAAUUGUUCUUGGUGCUCUUCGCGAUCAGGUAUUUACUGGCUCCCACAUACAGCACGAAGCCCAAUUAUGUCAAGCUGAGCGAAGAGGAGAUUGACGAUCUGGUGGACGAAUGGCAACCGGAGCCCCUGGUUGGCAAAACCACUCCUUUCGAAGAAGCAGAACUGGAGAAAAGACCGGUGAUCAUUGGGCCAACUGGACCACGGGUCAAGUUGUCAAACGGACGGACCGUCACGAACCUAGCCUCCCUGAACUUCUACAAUUUUAAUGCGAACGAAAAUCUAAAAGAGCGUGCUAUCCAAACGUUGCGUACAUAUGGUGUCGGACCUUGUGGCCCGCCUGGAUUUUAUGGCACACAAGAUGUCCACAUGAAAGUCGAAGCCGACCUCGCCGCUUUCCUAGGUACACAGGCGUGCAUCAUAUAUGCACAAGCAUUUUCGACAAUAUCGUCAGUCAUUCCAGCGUUCAGCAAGAGAGGGGAUAUCAUUGUGGCGGAUAAGGGGGUGAAUUAUUCCAUCAGGAAAGGCAUACAGAUCUCGCGAAGUAACGUGAGGUGGUUCGAGCACAAUGAUAUGGAAGAUCUGCAAAGAGUACUGGCAAAGGUCACCAAAGAGCAAACAAAGAAGCCCUUGACACGGAAAUUCAUCAUUACUGAGGGGAUAUUUGAGAACUCGGGCGAGAUGAUCGACUUGCCGAAGAUUAUCGACUUGAAGGCCAAGUACAAGUUCCGACUCAUCCUGGAUGAGACAUGCUCAUUCGGUGUUCUGGGACGGACUGGACGAGGCAUUACCGAGCACCAGCACGUCGAUUCGGCCGAGGUGGACAUCAUUGUCGGAUCCAUGUCCGGGGCACUAGCCGGUGCGGGUGGCUUUUGCGCUGGCUCAGAUGAUGUUGUUGAGCAUCAGCGGAUUACUGCAGCGGCAUACACUUAUUCGGCUGCUCUACCAGCCAUGGCUGCCGUGACGGUAAGCGAGACGGUCAUGAUGCUGCAGACACAGCCCGACCUACGAAUUCAGUUGCGGGAGAACCUCAAAGCGAUGUGGGGUCAGCUUGAUCCCCGGAGCGAUUGGAUGUAUUGUACCAGCGUGCCUGAGAACCCCAUUAUGCUACUUGUGCUCAAGCCCGAGGUUAUUUCCUCAAAACGGCUAGGGAUGGAAGACCAGCAGCAGCUCCUACAGGACAUUGUAGAUGAGUCUCUUGCGCAAGGCGUCAUGAUCACAAGGGUCAAGGCACUAUCACCGGAUCCAAGCGGCGCUAGGACUCAAAUCCAUGUCCAACAGCCAGCGCUCAAGGUGUGCUUGACGAUUGGGUUAACCAAGAAGGAGAUCGAGAAAGCGGGCACGAUCAUCAGACAUGCCAUCACCAAGAUCGUUUCCCGAAAACGGUAG
Cyphellophora europaea CBS 101466 is the source of this 1527-nucleotide messenger RNA. RefSeq lists its product as uncharacterized. Gene Ontology annotation, molecular function: serine C-palmitoyltransferase activity; pyridoxal phosphate binding. NCBI's taxonomy places the organism in Eukaryota, Fungi, Ascomycota, Eurotiomycetes, Chaetothyriales, Cyphellophoraceae. The transcript is spliced from 5 exons. Gene Ontology annotation, biological process: ceramide biosynthetic process; sphingosine biosynthetic process. Gene Ontology annotation, cellular component: endoplasmic reticulum. The coding region runs from base 1 to 1527 and encodes 508 amino acids. The record is from RefSeq and is a predicted model, not a curated record.